AUGAACUACUUUACACCUGUCUUUCGAUGCGAGGUGGAGGGGAUCGCUGAGACUCAGUGGCUGGGAAGUGGUAUGGACGCAAAGAUGGACAUGAGCGACACUCCGCCCAAUGAGGUCACUGGAUUCCGGGUCAGACGGAGCCCAAGGCUUGUUGAUCGCUGCCUCGAUGUCAUGGUCCGGAUUUCCGGAUCUGUACCGGUCUUUUUCAUGAUUCUAGCCGGUCUGUUGACGUGGGCUCUGUUGGGCAUUCGCUUUGGAAACUUGAGCGUCUGGAUUGCUUCCAUCUCCGAUGUUCAAGCUAUUCUCUGUUACGUCUUUGAUUCUUUUAUCAUGCGUCAGCUCCUGCGCCAGUAUUCCGAGCAGCGCGAAGCCAUAGUCGAGCUCCGGUCCCGCAGCCACAGUCAUCAACGCAUGCUCGCCAGCAUCCAGAGGAAGCUAGGACAAGACGGGAUCCGUCAACUCGCCGAGAAGUGCAACGCGGAGCCUGUGGAGCCAAUUGAUUACAGUUUGCACUCUCAGGGGCCUUUGGCUCGGGGUAUCAUGCACUCCGCGAGGGCGUUUGGGCAUGUACUCAGCUCCCUUCUCUUUUGGCAACUCUACAUCAACGACGCGACAUCCGCGCUGAUGAUCCUGGUAUUUGCGUUUCUCGCCUGCCUCCGAGAACGCUACGCGGAUCAUAGCAACACCUCCCUGGAUGCCAUUUUCCGACUCGACUCGACCCUCGAGAUGAAGCUUCGCUGCUUGACAAAGGAGGAUCUACCAAACCCUAUGGUGGUUGACCCCCCACCCAAGGAGAAUAUUUUGCAGGUUGUGAUCUUCUACUACGCGGACAUCAUUGGAACCUUAGUCGGCCUCGUGUUUCUCGUGCUUGUGAUCAUCGCCUGGGCUGCGGUCGGCCCUGUCCUCCACUAUGACAGUAACUGGUGGCUCCUGAUUGGGACGUACGCCGGACUGGUGGGUCUAUUUGACAGCUUCGUUCUUCGUAAUGUUCAAAGCAAAAUGCAUCAGUACAUCAAGAGCCAGAUGAGGAUGGUUUUGAACGCAGAUGCGGCGCUGCUCACAGAACUCUUCCUUGCUACCGAUGACAGCGCAGGCAGCAGCGCCCCGCGCCAAUCUCUAAGCCAGGCAGUCUCCCGCCAGAUGGAUGCGGUUACCUCCCAUGUUCUCAUGGUUAUGGCAGGCUUUUUACUCACCAUCGGCUGUGUGGUUGCGUCCAGCGCUAUGAAGUGGAGUCUAACCGGACAGUUGAUCUCGAACGUACCGCCCAGCAUCAUCGAGACCUUCUUCAUGCUGAUUCUCAUCAAUGGUCAGAACGACGCCGAGGCCAGCGUCCAUAGAGACCUGGACGACUUGUACCACCACCGCCAGCGACUGUUGUCCUUCACGCAACUUACGAAAGAGCUUUUGGAAGUACAUGGGCAGUCAGACACUGCUACGAUGCCUGCGCCCGAAGAAUAUUUGCUCCUGGCCUUUGUCCUAUCCCUCGAUCUCAACCCCUGUAUUGUUAUUCCUGAGCCUAUUCGCCUCCGCAGUCUGUCUAGCCUGACCGAGCGCAACAAGUUGGCUCUUCAAUACCUUCAUACUCUGAAUACUCACCCCUUCCUCCGGAUCGAACAGCGCAUCGAACGAUACUACUUCACCUCUGGCCCGCAUCACGGUAGUCAAAGCAAUCGUCCUGACCAGAGUAAUAACCUCACUGCCCCUAAUAGCAAGACUGACCUUCUCUGGCAUCUUGUGGUCCCAGUAUAUCUCCGGCGAAUUAUCGAUGCCCCGUGGCGGGAGCGUCAGAUCGAAGACCAGCCGCAUGUUCCCAUCGAAAAAGACGAGCUAUACCAAUACCAACGCUAUCGCUGGCUCACCAAGGAAGCCGAGCAACUGGCCGCGCGGUAUCGCAAGUUUCGGCUGCCAGCACUGAUCAACGCUGCCAUCGAAGUAGCCGGGGGUGAUGCUUCCAAAUGUACCAAGGUCCUCAAAUGCAUUGAAGGGCAAUACAACAAGGCCUUGAUCUUGUCGAUGAACAAUGGCCAGGAAGUGGUGGCCCGGCUACCCAAUCCCAACGCCGGACCGAGAUUCUACACCACCGCAUCGGAGGUGGCAACGCGGCACUUUGUGGGUAUCCAAUCUCUGUGA
Molecule: messenger RNA, 2130 nt
Organism: Aspergillus aculeatus ATCC 16872
Lineage: Eukaryota; Fungi; Ascomycota; Eurotiomycetes; Eurotiales; Aspergillaceae
Exons: 6
Coding region: 1-2130 (709 amino acids)
Biological process (GO): transmembrane transport
Cellular component (GO): mitochondrion
Source: RefSeq, a predicted model, not a curated record